CUGGAGUUAUAAAACAAUUGUCCCCCAGCAUCGCUUUUCAAGAUGAUAGCCUUUACUACCAGUUUCGAAUUGAAGAUAUGAAGACAUCGAAGCUGAUGAAUGUUGUGAACCUGAGCGAGCUAGAUAAGAACAAGCAAAUCACGACCUCUACAAAAAAGGACGGAACACCGAUCAAAAAUAUCGUGCAUUUCUUUGAUGACAUGGCCAAACUUCAGGUCAACAAGUCAAAAGAACUAAACAGACGGCGCCAUUCAAGCUUCGACACGCCUCCAAAUACUCCUCCAAACAUGGAAGACGUUCAAAUUUCGCCCAGACCAGUCGUACUAAGAGACGUGACCGUUGAAGAGUUAGAAGACAGAAGAAACCCGUACGUCAUGACAAAAAUAUCUGCAGUUACUGAAGCUAAAUAUAUUAAACUCUCUCAAGGCUGGCAAGUUUGA
Dendronephthya gigantea is the source of this 440-nucleotide messenger RNA. RefSeq lists its product as uncharacterized. The record is from RefSeq and is a predicted model, not a curated record. The transcript is spliced from 5 exons. Lineage: Eukaryota; Metazoa; Cnidaria; Anthozoa; Malacalcyonacea; Nephtheidae. Bases 78 to 440 code for a protein of 120 amino acids.